This is a messenger RNA of Lathyrus oleraceus (garden pea), 2329 nucleotides long. Its product is annotated as mediator of RNA polymerase II transcription subunit 4. Bases 551 to 1765 code for a protein of 404 amino acids. The record is from RefSeq and is a predicted model, not a curated record. The transcript is spliced from 3 exons. Lineage: Eukaryota; Viridiplantae; Streptophyta; Magnoliopsida; Fabales; Fabaceae. Gene Ontology annotation, molecular function: transcription coregulator activity. Gene Ontology annotation, cellular component: mediator complex; core mediator complex. Gene Ontology annotation, biological process: regulation of transcription by RNA polymerase II.
CAAAAUUACAAAGGCGUCGGAUAUGAGAUGUGAAAGGCAGUCGAUCCCUUCCCAAAGUCUCUAUAGUAUCUCUAUUCAUUAUUCUAACCAGCUUUGGCAUCUUCCUUAUUUUACUUUCUCUCCUUUAAAUCGUAAUGUUCCAUGUGAUUUAUCAUUCGGCAGUGAGGGUUUUACGAGGUUAGAAGAAAUCACGUCGCAUAUUUAAGUUAAUGCAAUUUCUUAAGUAAUGAGAGGAGACACAAUGUUUAGGGUAUAGGUGGAGGGAACAGAGGAUUUUGGUGGAGACGAAAUUUGAACAGAGCCGCAAAUACGAAAUGAGAAGAAAACUGAAUUUUAUAGCAAAAUGACCAGGUCUAAAAGAAGCGAAUGACUAUAAGUUGAGGGUAAGGUGUCGGUAUUUUCACAGAUCGGCCAUGCGGCACCAUGGCGCACAUUGCUGGUGGCUUUUUGGCUCUCUAUCAUGGCCAAAUUUGUGAAGGAUGGCAAUGCCAUAUGUCGGAUUUUAGGCUCUCUGCUAUCCGCCAUCGGUAACACUGGAAGCUGAUACAUAAUGCUUCAACACCAAACCGUGCCGUCCCCUGCUAGGCUAGGCCUUACAAACCCUAACUCACCAUCACUUUUGAACCCCAACCCUCAAAAGCUACCUCCUUCCCAGACCCAUCAUCACCAAAACCACCAUUCUGUGUCUCCUUCAGCGGCUUUACUCUCUCUUUUACCACCUCUUCCCAGAGCACAGGCACUUCUUUCUCAAAUGGCUACCUUAGCUUCAAAACUCUUUGAAGUAUCACCCAACAGAUCUGUUUGGCUCACUGCAUUCCGUGGAUCACUCCCAACAUUCCUUUCUUCCCAAACCCAAACACAAUCACAUUCAUCUUCCUCGCUUGAGUCGUCUUCUCCUUCCUCCACUAAAGAAAUUAUUUCACUUUUCACCUCCCUUCAAACCCAAAUCUUUGAAUCUGUCUCUGAACUCCAAGAAAUUAUUGAUCUACAAGAUGCUAAGAAGAAGAUUGACGGGGAAAUUAGGCCAAAAGAUUCAGCACUUCUUGCAUUUGCCAACAAACUCAAAGAUGCUGAGAGGGAACUCGACAUUCUUGUUGAUGAUUACUCUGAUUAUCGCCGCAACAUCAAGAGAUUGAAAUCAGGAGAUGGUAGUGAAGAUGAUUCUUUAACCACCUCAACUGUCUCAUAUCAGCUGAAACUGUCAGAUAUAUUAUCAUAUGCUCAUCGAAUCAGUUAUACAACCUUUGCACCACCGGAAUUCGGAGCAGGAACGGCUCCUCUUCGCGGUGCAAUGCCACCUGCACCACAAGAGGAACAAAUGAGAGCUUCGCAGCUAUAUAACUUUGCAGAUCUUGAUAUUGGGUUGCCUAAAGCACUUGAAAAUAAGGAGAAAACAGUUGAGGCUAUUAUUGAGCCUCCACCUUUACAGACCGUGGAUAAUAAUAAUCCACUUGCGAAUUUGUCUGCAAUUCAAGGGAUGCUUCCUCCCAAUUUUUCUAUUCCGCCUGGUUGGAAACCUGGAAUGCCUGUACAAUUGCCUAUUGAUAUGCCAAUUAAGCCCCCACCUGGGUGGAAACCAGGGGAUCCUGUGGCAUUGCCUCCUACUGACUCACUUCCGGAACCAAAGGAACCGAAAAUACCCCCUCACAUCCCUCAGCCCAAGCAGCCUGAAAUUAUUCAAGUGCAGCAUGUUAAUUUGGAUCUUGGAGGAACUGAUAGCAGUGAUUAUAGUAGUGAUGAGGCAAGCUCUGAUGACGAAGAUUGAGAAGUCCAUGUAACUUAUUUUCUCAAAUUGUCGACUGUACAUGUGAGGUUUUAUUUAUAAAAUUUUUCUUUUAAUAAAAUAGUUGGAAAAACAUGAUGUAUGUGAAGCCAUUAGUUUUUCCCUCUAGUAAGUCGCUCAUUUUGCGCGUGUGAUACUUAUGUCAUUUGCCUACAUCUAUGUUUAAGGUGCUAAGGUCCUGUCAUUUGUUUCUAAGCAUUGAGUUUAAGAUGUUAUCUAUCUUUAGCCUUGAUAAGUUGCAUUGAUUGCUUGAUAACAAUUAACAACAUAACUUUUCAGCAUCUAGUUACUGUUUCGAGUAAUCGGACAUAAUCUUCCGCUGAGUUGAACAUCCUUGACCAGCAUCAGCUAAUUUGAGAAAAUACACUCAGGAGGGUAACUCAGCAGCUUUUUUGGUUUAUCUAUUAUUGUUUUUCCCUGUUAAACUGAGACAGUUGAAGAUAAUGCAGUUGAUUCUGACAUUUUGCUUGUUACUAUUGGUCUUGUGAUUUAUGGAUUUUGUAGAGGUUACUGAAAUGAUUGAAGAUAAUGUAGUUGAUUCUGAUA